AUGGAAAUCCCCCAAUCAAAUCAGCUUUCACCAUCCCCCCAAAGAUUCCCCGAUUGCUGCCUGGGGAUAUCCAGCACCUUACUCGACCAUCUCAUUUCCAUCCUCCCCCAAAAACCAACAUUCACCGUGUCCGUGGGCAGUGGGUCUGGCCUAUUAGAAGCUCUGAUCGUGAACCGUGGAGACGUAUCCGUGCAUGGCGUGGAGAUCGGCUCAAGUGUCAAUCGAUACAUUGCCGAAGAAGACAUGCAUGUCGUUACUGGAGGUUGGGGCCUCUGCCCUGCUGCUCAGCAGGCUUCGGCGUGGAUAUUUGUGUACCCGCGUGAUCCAAGACUUAUUAAAAAGUACAUUGAUACUUAUGGUCAUCUGUCCAUUGAGUUGAUUGUGUGGUUGGGGCCUCGGGUGGAUUGGCCGGAUUAUGAGACUCAGUUUACUCAGUCAUUGUUCUCGGAUUUGAUUUUUCCAGAUAAUAUUGGGUUAACCCCCUAUGAGAUUAUGGUCGUUGCGAGGAAAAUCCGGAGAGUCAAAUGUGGAGAGGAAAGACCCAAGUGCCACCGCUGCACAAGUACUGGGCGCAAAUGCGAUUUUGAGAGUGAUGUCUCUUCCGCAGCGCCCUUGACUCCAGUAUCCCUAGUUCCAGGCUACGCCCUCUCAUCAUCCCCGAAUUCUGGACAACGAGAGCGCCGUGCAUUCGAGUAUUACUUCCAACAUGCUGCCCGAUAUUUAUCCGGGGGUAUGAAUAUCGAUUUUUGGACUGGCGUUGUUCCGCAAAUUUGUCGCACUGAGCCCGCCGUGUGGGAUGCCAUAAUCGCCAUCAGCAGUUUGUUUGAGUAUCCAGAACAAGCAUCUCAUUUCACAUUCUUGGGGCCCGGAAGGCAGACUUCGGCCCUUAAUCAAGCUCAGAAAGAGGCUUUGACAUGGUAUUCCCGGUCAAUAUCGGGUAUUCAUUCUCAGAUUGAUCGUGGGAGCGCAGAUCCUUAUGUGUCUCUGGUCAGCUGUGUGUUUUUGAUUCAUGACCUCCGCGCGAAGGCUUGCCACACUUCCGUCUCGUUCACCAAAGUUGAUCUUUUGGAAAACACGAUCAUCCCUUUAUUUCUGAGACUGAAUACUGUCGCCCUCACCAUAUCUGGCACACCCCCGAGUACAAUAUUUUCCUUUUCAAGAUCCGCGAAGAACGAAUUUGUGUCUCUUGACUCGGCCAGACAAGAAAUUACUGCACUAGCAGCCGAGUGCAUGAUCUUCCAACGCGAGGCGGAGCUGCAUCUCCGAGAUGUCGCCGAUGAAGCAGACGUUAAUCCACAACUUCGCGUCACACAACAAGACCUAAUCCAUCGACUUGAAAGCUGGCUACAUGCAUAUACCGAACUUUGCCAAAGACCACAGCACAGGCUUUCCACUGGCCCCGGAAAGCCCGCCGACUUCGAGCCAACCCUCCUCACUUACCACGCGGCUUCAUUUGUUUACGUUGCGACAUGCCUGACACGACACCAAUCCGUAUACGAUGCUCAUCUGAGCCAUUUCCAGACCAUAGUAGACCAGUCCAGUCUGGCCUUGAACGCAUUAGCCAGACCAAAUGGCAUUCCUCCCCCAUUCACAUUUGAAAUGGGAGUCGGCCUUCCCUUGUAUUUGACUGCGCUGAAAUGUCGUCAUCCAGUUCUACGGCGAAAGGCCUUACAACUAUCAAGGCAGGGGCCCCUUGUACAAGGGUUCUAUAAAUGCCUACCGGGAAUCGCCCUGGCUGGGCACCUCAUGACCCUUGAGGAAACCUACAGUACUCAGCUAGCUCAAACUAUGAACCAAAACAGCGUCUCCCAGCACUCAAACGUUAUCUAUGUCGGCGAUGACACCGAUAGUGUGUUGGAUCUCGCAGCACCCAUCCCCGAAGAAGCCCGUAUAUGUGAUGCUGGGGUCUUUAGACCCCAAAAUGGCAUCCCACCUGAUGUGUUGGAAGCGAAUGUUGCGAAGUGGAAUCGUGGUCCUGAGCAACUUUUCAUAUCGUUUCGACGACUUAGAUAUGAUGUUGACUCUGAUGCAUGGGUGACGGUGCACGACUGUGUUCCAAUGGAAUUUUGA
This is a messenger RNA of Penicillium salamii, 2070 nucleotides long. The record is from the annotation of a GenBank genome assembly. Lineage: Eukaryota; Fungi; Ascomycota; Eurotiomycetes; Eurotiales; Aspergillaceae.